AUGAAGUUUUGGAAGGGAAGGGUAUCUUGGUAUGAAUUAGAGGGGAAAAAUUAUCCAUUUGAACUUGAUACGGAAGAAGAACUGAUUGCAGACGAUAUCACCCUAAAAAUGCAUCAUAUGCCUUCAUUGACUGCUGAUAUGGUUAGAAACAUCCCAGGUAUAAGGGUGAUGAUGGAGCUUCCGACAAAAGAAAAUACGGAAAAAGAGACAUACAUUGUUGGAACGCUAGUGAAAUAUAAGGAGCAUGAUGAUAAACUGGAGUUGCAGAUCAAAUGGGACGGAAGUGACAACAAUAACCCAGAAGAAGAACAGUAUUGUAUACCUGGAGAAGAAGGUCCUUUGAAAUUAUUUGAUGCCGGGAUUGUGAGUAACACAACGUGCACAGGAUGCUCUAAAGAUUUAAACGGAAUACGUUGGAAGGGUAUCGGCGAUAAUUACUUUUGCACAUUUUGCAACAUCAGAUCGACAAGUGUUUCAUCAGAAUGGCAUUGUGGUCAAAUGUCGUAA
Molecule: messenger RNA, 507 nt
Organism: Saccostrea cuccullata (small rock oyster)
Lineage: Eukaryota; Metazoa; Mollusca; Bivalvia; Ostreida; Ostreidae
Exons: 4
Coding region: 1-507 (168 amino acids)
Source: RefSeq, a predicted model, not a curated record